AUAAUAAUAAUAAUAAUAGGGGCAGGAAUAUUAAAACAUGCAGCCCGCGGGCCGCCCCCACAGCUGCCAUGAGACACGGCGCCGGAGCGGUGCCACUGCUGCUCAACAUGUACCUGCCAGAUCCAGUCGGAGAAACUUUGUUCAAAGACGGCAAGAGCCAGGCGUGGGGGUCCCUCAACCCAGGCGUGCAGAAAGGCAGCGGGCAGAUCCAGCUGUGGCAGUUCCUGCUGGAGCUGCUCUCGGACCGGGCCAACCUCAACUGCAUCGCCUGGGAAGGCACCAACGGGGAGUUCAAGCUGAUCGACCCCGACGAGGUGGCGCGGCGCUGGGGCGAGCGGAAGAGCAAGCCCAACAUGAAUUACGACAAGCUGAGCCGGGCGCUGCGCUACUACUACGACAAGAACAUCAUGACCAAGGUGCACGGCAAGCGCUACGCCUACAAGUUCGACUUCCACGGGCUGGCGCAGGUCUGCCAGCCGGCCGCCCCCGAUCACGCCCUCUACAAAUUCCAGGGCAACCUGGCCCCGCUGCCCUUCUCGGGCAUCUCCAAACUCAACCUCAUGACCUCCGGGGUGACGCCGGCCGGUUUCUCCUACUGGCCCGGCUCCAGCCCGUCCCUCUACCCCGGGCACGGCCUGCAGCCCUCCGCCCCGUUCAGCGCCAUGGCAGCCUCCCACCUCAACAACAUGAACAACCACUACCAUUAGGGGCUCGGCCGCGCCAGGCGGUCCCCGUCCCGAUCCCGGUCCCGUCCCGGGCGGUGUGGGGCUGGGGAGCUCGGCGGGGAGGGGUGCGGGGGGGUGGGAUGCUGCUGCCCUGCUGGCGGCUGCCCCCGUUGAGGUUUGGAGAGAGGCGCGGGGUGGCCGUGGGGCAGUAGGGUUUCUUCUCCCUGGUGUGGGUGGUUGGAGGGCAGAAGGUGUCUGCGCUUAGGGUGAGGGGGGAGCCACGGUCGUGGGAAUGCACAGGGAUGGCUAAGGAGGGGUGUGAACGGGAGGGAAAAGCGUGGGUCCUUCCCUGACCCCCCCCAACCCAUGGCCCCCACUGGUGCUUAGCUCUGCCCCCAGCCUGUGCCCACCCUCCUCCCUCCCCACAGAGCCGCCUUGCCCGGGGGUGAGGGGCCCUCCCUGCAGCUCCUUGGCCCCCCACCCAUCUCCAAGGAGCGAGGCUGGGUGGAGGUGGAGCAGGAGAAGGGACGCGAGCAGGGCUGGGAGCCCAGGGCACUGAGGGGUGGGCUUGGAGCUCUCCCCCCCCGGGUCCCAGGAGGUGCCCCCCCUCCAGAGCAGGACUUUGACCCAGUGGCUGGAGAAGAGCCGGGCGUGCCGGGCUCUGCCAGGCAGGGGAGGGAUCUGGCUUCAAUAAAACGGAGAGGUGCUGUGACUGUGUCUGCUCGUGUGCGCAGGGGGCUGGAGAGGGGGACGCAGCCCGGCACACCCCUCCUGUCCCCAGCCCCACUGCAGGGCGGGGAUGGGGAGGAUGCGGCCACCCUGCCUCGUUCUGCACCUCGUCUCUUUCCCCAGCAUCACCUCUGGCUCUUACAGCCCCCUGAAGUUAGGGGGAACGUCUGGGCUCCCGGGACACCCCUCUGGGGCAGCCGCCUGCCCUGUUCCCAGGCUGGCGAGCUGGAGACAAAGAGGAGAGGCAGCCUGCCUGCCGGGACAUCUGCCACCUCGCUGCCGUCCGGGGAUCGGCCCUACAGGCAGGAGCCAGACCUCUCGUGAUCCGCAGAGCCCUGUGCAACCAGCUCGAGCAGUGCACCGUGCCCAGCAUGGCCCGAUCCUGCUGCGCGCG
This is a messenger RNA of Cygnus olor (mute swan), 1788 nucleotides long. It is a transcript of the gene FEV, whose product is annotated as FEV transcription factor, ETS family member. Lineage: Eukaryota; Metazoa; Chordata; Aves; Anseriformes; Anatidae. Gene Ontology annotation, biological process: regulation of transcription by RNA polymerase II; cell differentiation. The record is from RefSeq and is a predicted model, not a curated record. Bases 69 to 707 code for a protein of 212 amino acids. Gene Ontology annotation, cellular component: nucleus. Gene Ontology annotation, molecular function: DNA-binding transcription factor activity, RNA polymerase II-specific; sequence-specific DNA binding. The transcript is spliced from 3 exons.